UCCAUCUUUAAGAGAAAAUAGGAAAGAGAGACCGCAUCCUAGUUUUAUUUCGUUUUUAGCGGUAUCUUUCCGUGUCAUAUUUGUUAGGGAGCCCGAGGAGGGGGCUGUGUCAUUGUCUGUAGGAUGUCCCGACAUGAAGGUGUGAGCUGUGAUGCAUGUUUAAAAGGGAACUUCAGAGGACGCAGAUAUAAGUGCUUAAUUUGCUACGACUACGACCUGUGUGCGUCGUGCUACGAAAGCGGAGCUACCACAACCAGACACACCACGGAGCACCCGAUGCAGUGCAUAUUAACCAGGGUAGACUUUGACCUGUAUUAUGGUGGGGAGGCAUUCUCAGUAGAGCAGCCCCAGUCGUUUACCUGUCCCUACUGUGGCAAGAUGGGUUACACAGAAACAUCUCUACAGGAGCAUGUCACCUCAGAGCAUGCAGAAACCUCCACAGAGGUGAUCUGCCCCAUAUGUGCAGCUUUGCCUGGAGGUGACCCCAACCACGUCACAGACGACUUUGCUGCUCAUCUCACACUUGAACACAGAGCACCUAGAGAUUUAGACGAGACCAGUGGCGUGCGACACGUACGCCGGAUGUUUCACCCUGGGCGGGGACUAGGUGGUCCACGAGCACGUAGAACCAACAUGCACUUUACCAGCAGCUCCACAGGUGGUCUGUCCUCCUCACAGAGCUCCUCCUACUCUCCAAGCAAUAGGGAAGCCAUGGAUCCCAUAGCAGAGUUGCUAUCCCAGCUGUCAGGUGUUCGCCGUUCAGCCGGCGGCCAGCUCAACUCGUCAGGCCCUUCAGCCUCACAGCUGCAGCAGUUGCAGAUGCAGCUGCAGUUGGAGCGUCAGCAGGCGCAGGCAGCACGCCAGCAACUGGAGACAGCGCGCAAUGCCACACGGCGCAGCAAUCCCAACAAUAUCAGCGCCAGCAUCCCACCCCCUAGCACUGCUACAAACACAACCAUGGUGGAAAGCAACCCACUGGCUUCCCAUAGCUCCCAAUUUCUCCUCACACGGUUGAAUGAGCCAAAGAUGUGUGAGGUGGAGCGACAGGCGCUGGAGAGUGAGCGAGCAGACCGCAGCCUCUUUGUGCAGGAGCUGCUGCUGUCCACACUGAUGAGAGAGGAGAGUUCCUCCUCUGACGAGGACGAGCGCCGAGAGUUUGCCGACUUUGGAGCCAUGGGCUGUGUGGACAUCAUGCCUUUAGAUGUGGCUCUGGAGAGCCUGAACCUGAAGGAAAGCUCCACAGGCAAGGAGCCUCCACCUCCUCCUCUUUGAUGAUAUCCCACCACGCAGACAAUGUCCCCUGUGCUGUAACUGCCAAUGACGGUGGGGCAAAACACAGCGCUUUUUUCUCCCCCUUGAGUUUUUUUUCUUUUCUUUUCUUUUUUUUUUUUUUUUUUUUUCUUUCUUUUUUUGGUGAUUGUAAUUUCAGGUCUGUCACCUUUGUUACAUUGUAUAAAUCCAUAAAUGGAGAGCGUGCUUGAGAUGAAAGACAA
This is a messenger RNA of Chanos chanos (milkfish), 1493 nucleotides long. It is a transcript of the gene kcmf1, whose product is annotated as potassium channel modulatory factor 1. Bases 124 to 1272 code for a protein of 382 amino acids. Gene Ontology annotation, biological process: synaptic signaling. NCBI's taxonomy places the organism in Eukaryota, Metazoa, Chordata, Actinopteri, Gonorynchiformes, Chanidae. Gene Ontology annotation, cellular component: plasma membrane. The transcript is spliced from 7 exons. The record is from RefSeq and is a predicted model, not a curated record. Gene Ontology annotation, molecular function: zinc ion binding.